This is a messenger RNA of Racocetra persica, 733 nucleotides long. Lineage: Eukaryota; Fungi; Glomeromycota; Glomeromycetes; Diversisporales; Gigasporaceae. The record is from the annotation of a GenBank genome assembly.
UUUCGGAAUGCUUUUAUGGGAACUUGCAGAACAAAAGCUUCCUUUUUCUGAAACUGGACUUACAGUACUCGUAAUAAGUCAAUUAAUAUUAGACAAAGCGAUGAAUCUAAAAUUUUCAAAUAAUGAUGUACCAGAACAAUGGAACUUCUUAGCCAGAGACCGUCCAGAAAUGAAGGAAGUGCUUAGGAAAAUUAGAUUCAUAAAUGAAUCGAUUAAUGCAGCCACUUCCGAUGCAUCAGAAUCGUGUAGUGACUUAUCAAUGUUAUCAUUUAAUGAAGCAAUUGAACAGACAACUCAUAAAAGUGGUUCUAAAGAAAGAGCUUGGAAAACAAUUGCUAAAUAUUCAGAAAUAGAUAAUGAUUUUACUGCAAAAUAUUGGAAAGGAUAUUAUCUUUAUAAUAACUUAAUUAAUUUUCCAUAUUCUGAUGAUGAAAGAAAGCAGCUUGCUGCUGAUGCAUUUAAAGAAGCUGCUGAUGGAGCAAAUAUGCGGGAAGCACAAUUUAUGUACGCUUCAUGUGUUUAUAAAAAAGAUCCAUACACGGCGAUAGAAUAUUUUGAAAAAGCAGCUGAACAAAAUCAUACAGCCGCGAUGCAUAAUUUAGGAUUGUUAUAUUAUAAUGGUAAAUACAUUGAUGCCGACAAAAAGAAAGGUGAAGAUUGGUUUAGAAGAGCUGCAGAUGGUAGUUUUGAAGCUGCCAUUAUCUUUUGCAAAAAAAAUGGAAUUACUUUUUAA